This is a messenger RNA of Stegodyphus dumicola, 1035 nucleotides long. RefSeq names its product speckle-type POZ protein-like. The record is from RefSeq and is a predicted model, not a curated record. Lineage: Eukaryota; Metazoa; Arthropoda; Arachnida; Araneae; Eresidae.
AUGGAGGAAUAUACAUUACAUUACCAGUGGGUAUGUGAAGCUGACUGGCAGCUUCAGAGAUCAUAUCGUAGUGAUAAUUUUGGCCCAUGUGGAAAAGAAUGGUUUUUAAGUUACACCUCGAAAGACGGCACAUGCAGUGUAGAACUUCACCGAGAAGAUAUAUCUAAAUCUGUUCAAAUAAAAGGCUUUCUACAAAUAAGAUCAAAACGCUCUCGAUAUAUGCAGGAAGCGCUUAAUGUGAACUUUACAGUGAACGCUGGUGUAAUCAGAACUACAAUUGCAAAGGUAGACCGCGUCACAGCAAUUAUGUAUGGCAUAAUAAAUGUAACAUGUGCUGUAUUUAUAACAAAUAUCAUCGAAUUUGAAGAAAAAUCACUUCAAAGUGAUGCUGAAUAUACAUGGCAUACCAAUGUACAAAAAUUACCAAAACUGGAUGACACAAAGGAAUUAUCGUCAACGCUAAGCAUUAAGUCUCUAUCCAACCUUUCACGUGAUAUGCAAGUAAUGUAUGACAGGCAUGACUUCUCGGACUUCGUGCUUGUACGCAAUAAUUCGGAAUUCCAUGCUCACAGAUGCGUGCUUUCCGCCAGAUCUCCGGUUUUUGCCCGAAUGUUUCAGUGUGCCAUGUCGGAAAUCACUGACAAUAGAAUGCUUAUUGCAGACAUAGAUGCUGACAUCUUGGAGAAACUGCUGCUGUUCAUGUACAGCGGUCAAGCAAACCCGUCAUCUUAUUCGCAGGCUCGUGACCUUUACUAUGCAGCUGACAAAUACGCCGUACAUGAUCUUAAACAUAUCUGUGGUGAAUUCAUUCCUUCAUUCCUGUCGAGUUCCACAGCUCUUGAGACUUUAAUAUUAUCAGAUAGAUAUCAAGAUGAUGACCUAAUGAAUAAAGCAAUUACAUUCAUUGCCUCUGUGUUUGAAGAAAUCAAAUCUACUGAAGCGUGGAAUAUCUUUCUCAAGGAAAAUUCGGCUUUGGGAACAAAGGUACUGUCUUUUGUGGUAGAACAAUUGUAUAAGAAACUUGACGCCGCUUAA